This is a messenger RNA of Eupeodes corollae, 729 nucleotides long. It is a transcript of the gene Dnaaf6, whose product is annotated as dynein axonemal assembly factor 6. The record is from RefSeq and is a predicted model, not a curated record. Gene Ontology annotation, biological process: axonemal dynein complex assembly. The transcript is spliced from 3 exons. The coding region runs from base 102 to 704 and encodes 200 amino acids. Gene Ontology annotation, cellular component: cytoplasm. Gene Ontology annotation, molecular function: protein-folding chaperone binding; dynein intermediate chain binding. NCBI's taxonomy places the organism in Eukaryota, Metazoa, Arthropoda, Insecta, Diptera, Syrphidae.
AAAGUUGCCAUGGAAUUAACUUCAUCAAUCCGUCAUGUUUGAUCGAUAGCAUUCGAAAAUAUACUCUGAACAAAACUAAACGAAUUUAAAAACUGUGUAAAAUGUCUUUAUUUGAUAACGGCGAUAGUAUUUUGUUGCUUAAAAAACUUCUUCAACCAAACGAAGAAUCAAGUUCUGAUUCUGAAGAUGAUAAUAAUCAAAAUAAAACUCGGAACAUAGGACCUUCUCAUUUCGGCCCAAAGAAACAAACUUCAUCAAAAACUAAGAAUCCCAGAAAUAUACCUGAACCAGAAACAGAAUCCAUCAAGAAAAAUACUAACAUUGAUGAAUGGCUUGAUAAACAAGAAAAAGAAGACACUGAGAUUUUAGAAACACGAAAAAGACCAGAAUAUUUAAUCAGUUAUAAGCAAUCAGUUGGAACUGAAGAUGUUUUUCUUCAGAUGGGCAAUAAAACCAAUGCUACUAGCAGCUGUGAAGACAUGAUAAUUGAAAUUAAAUUACCAGAAGAAACGGUUGCAGUUCAUCAAAUGAAGAUAUCAGUGACAACGUCAGAAAUCGAUUUGACCACUCCGAUUUAUAGACUCAAAUUACCUUUGGGUCAACCCAUCAAUCCGGAUAAAAGUUCAGCAAAGUAUUUUUCAGAACAAAAGCUACUGCGGUUGACAUGUCGCAUGGAUCGCGAAUAUGAUUUUGUCAAUUUUUAGAAAAUUUGUUUUGAAAUAAAAAAAA